AUGGAGACUGGACAGCAAAACAUUGAAGAAGAAUUAAAGAAUAUUCUGACCCAAGGAUGCACAGACAAUGUGGAAAUACAAAGGGAUGCAUAUAAUAAUAUAACGAUAAUUAAAAGGCCAGAAGUAUCUGGGGAUUUAUAUAAAGUAGGCAUUGAUGAAGCAGGAAGAGGGCCGUUAGCAGGGCCACUUGUGUAUAGCAUGGCUUACUGGGUUAGUGACCCAGAUACAAAAGUGUAUAAUGACUCAAAAAAAGUAGGAAAGCAGAAAAGAGUCAUGCAACACAAAGACUUAUACAAGGAUAAGUCUGUUGGAUUUAUAAUACGCUGUUUAUCUCCACUAUUCAUAAGCAUAAAUAUGCUUUGCACCAUACGCGAUAAAGAGAAUAAAAGUCUGAAAAAGAUUCCUGCAAAAAAAACUGCCAAGAGACAGAAAUUAGAACCUGAAAUUGCAGAAGAGGCAGGGAAAAAUAAAGAACCAUCAUACAGCACUAUUCUGCAUAUGAUGGGGAAAACAGAUUUAGGACCUCCUAUUUUUGUAAGUCGCAUCAGGCAGAACCUAAAUGAUCUAUCAAUUGGGUGCAUACUAGAGCUACUAAACACGUCGAUUAAGUCGGGAGUGCAGAUGCAGGAAGUGUUCAUUGAUACUGUAGGGAAUAAGCAAACACUAAGGGCAAAAGUAGUCGAUCUAUUAAAAGACUCCAAGGGAAUAAAAAAUGUGACAGUUGAGGAAAAGGCAGAUUCAAAGUAUCAGGUAGUAGGGGCUGCAAGUAUUCUUGCAAAGGUCACAAGAGACAUGUUCUUUGAGAAUUCCGAUCUAUCAAAACUGAUUUAUAAAGGGGCUUCUCUGCCAAAAAUAGCAGUCAGUGGGUACCCAUCUGAUGUGAAUACAAAGAACUGGAUGAAAAAGUCAUUUUUAAGUGGCCUUGGGUUUCCGUCCAUAUUUCGGAUUGCAUGGAAGCCUAUACUGGAAGUACUGCAAGAAGAAAAAACAAAAAAACAUCUGAAAAAUGAGACAGUAAGAGGAACAAUGACUUGCUACUUAAAGAAGGCACAAAUACAAUAA
This is a messenger RNA of Nematocida ausubeli, 1062 nucleotides long. RefSeq lists its product as uncharacterized. The record is from RefSeq and is a predicted model, not a curated record. Gene Ontology annotation, cellular component: ribonuclease H2 complex. Lineage: Eukaryota; Fungi; Microsporidia. Gene Ontology annotation, molecular function: RNA-DNA hybrid ribonuclease activity; RNA binding. Gene Ontology annotation, biological process: DNA replication, removal of RNA primer; mismatch repair. The transcript has a single exon. Bases 1 to 1062 code for a protein of 353 amino acids.